Temnothorax curvispinosus is the source of this 8835-nucleotide messenger RNA. Its product is annotated as Kv channel-interacting protein 1. The coding region runs from base 531 to 1157 and encodes 208 amino acids. Gene Ontology annotation, molecular function: calcium ion binding. The record is from RefSeq and is a predicted model, not a curated record. NCBI's taxonomy places the organism in Eukaryota, Metazoa, Arthropoda, Insecta, Hymenoptera, Formicidae. The transcript has 7 exons.
GCCGCCGCCGUCGCCGCCGCCACCGCCACCGCUGCCGCCGUCGUCGACCGUCGACGCGAUCCUCUCGCGCGGAUUAAGCGGGAGAUCCGCGAUAGGAUAGGCGCGCGUGUACUCCAUCCACUUCUUUUUCCUGCCUGCGCUCCACAUAAAUCGCGUCCUACGACCAAGAAGUCACACCUGCAGCACCCUCUCGCCGCAGUCCGUUAAUUAUCGCCGAUCGCAGCCCCGUACCCCGUAUCGCCGCCUCCUUCGUUAACAGUUCGCCGCUCGAAAGAGAGUUUCGCGCUUUCUUCUCCUUCUCCUCCGGUAGACGCGAGAUCUCGAGGGGAAAAAGUCGAGCGAGACGCGCGGCAGAGAGGAUCGAUAGAGGAAACGCACGAUGAAACGCACGAUGACGGGGAACGUGCCGAUGAUAGUGUGACCUCGCGGAUCACCGGAUAUAAAAAGAAUAGAAAGAAGCUGGAAACUGGGGGUAGGGGCAGCCCUGUCGUGGACUUUCGACAAUUUAGGCGGCGGCAGGAUCAAAGGUCAUGGCAACGCCGCCGGACUCGCCGGGACCGGAAGAGGCGUUCUUUGAAUUCGAGAGCACGAGGGCGAGGCAACAGACCACCAGGCCGGUGCCUAUAGAGGAGCUUCUGCGACAGACCAAGUUCUCCCGCCAGGAGAUCCGAGUCAUGUAUCGAGGCUUCAAGCAGGAGUGCCCCGAGGGAGUAGUCCACGAGGAUUCGUUCAAGGACAUUUAUGCGAAAUUCUUCCCGCACGGCAACUCCAGUCCCUACGCCCACUACGUAUUCAAGGCCUUCGACGUUAAUUGCAACGGGGCCAUCAGCUUCAGGGACCUCCUCGUGACGCUGUCGACCCUGCUGCGGGGCAGCAUUUAUGAGAAAUUGAGAUGGACCUUCAAGCUGUACGACAUAAACGGCGACGGCUGCAUCACCAGGGGCGAAUUGGGCGAAGUGGUGACGGCGGUCCACGAGCUCAUGGGCAGACGGCAUCACGCCGAGGAGGAGAGGAAGGCGAGAGAACAGCUGGACAGGGUCUUCAAGAAACUCGAUCUCAACCAGGACGGUGUUAUCACGAUCGAGGAGUUUAUCGAGAGUUGUUUGAAGGACGAUGUGAUCACACGGUCGCUGGCGAUGUUCGACUGCGCGCUUUGAUCUCCGGCUAAGGACGAGCCUUCAGCAGUGGUCACCGCGACGCCGCCGACACCGCUCUCGACGACAACGUUCUCGCAAUCCCUGUCCCCGUCGCCGCCGCCGCCGUCCUAUUCCCUGCUGCCGCCUAUCCCGCCGCCUUUGCCCUCUCAACCGCCACCCGGUUACACCGUCCAGGAUCAGGAGCUCUAUCUACUUCUGGCCGCCCACUGGUGGAACCAACCGGAGGCACCGCUCUUUUGUUAAAGGGCAACGCGAUAACACGACUCCUAAGCGCCGUAGAAUAGCAAUCGAGGUCUAAAUCUGUGGAAUCGACGAGCGGAUUUCCCGGCAUCUUGUUGCCCAUUCGUUCUGCGACACGUUGCGCAAGCAGCACGAGGACACGGUGCAAGGUGUCGUCCUUAUUCUCGCCGACUAACGGAGCUUAGCCGAAAGAGUUCAGCCGUUUCGAAAACAGCACGCGGUACACGCGGGGACCGUUGCUUUACGCAGCGCGAGAGACAACGUCUCGCGAACGAUCCCGCGACGAUGAUUGCCGGAUAUUUUGGCAAUCACGGAACCGACAAUUGGCGUCGAUCUCUGGCAAGGGUCGAGCGAGAGUUGCAAGAACGAUCUAAGGUCGAAUGCGCGAGAUAGGUAUACUGCGGAACUCCUACGUUGCGAUCUCUCGCGCUUUAGACGCGAAGAACGGCGUCUGAGGAAGAGAGGAUACCCUCGAAAACGAAGAGAUGCCGGGCGAGGGCUCGAACAAGAACACGAGCGAGAAGAUCUCCCGCGAUCGAAGAACCUGGUAUCGCGAGAAUUCGUGCCAAAUGUUGGGAAUUUCAGACUACGAUGAUGAAGGAACAGGGGGGAAACGGCGGAGUUUGGUGCUAUGCGUGGCUGUGAGUCGGAAACUACAGCACGAGAACGAGGAUUCUAAAUUGUUCUAGAAAAAAAAAGAGAAAAAGAAAGAUAAUUAUAGGUCACCCGAGGGACGUCGUAUCCAGUUUCGGACGUUCGCGUUAUUCGCACGAUUCUAUUUCUACGGUAGGUGUUAAAGACGAGGAUCAUAACGGAUCGAUCGCGCGACUUUGCGUUACCAGGAGCGUUCUCACGACUUACGAGAGAUCGUGUGAUUCAUUUGGAAACACAAUCGGCCCGUAUUCUGAACGCACUUUUAUCGAUAGAUGUAAAUAACGCUUUGCGUCGUAAAAAAGAACCUCCCGCGCUGAGAAAUUAGUCUGAAUUUCCCUUGUUGUAGAUUAUCGCUCGACAUUCGGAAAGAUAUGUUAUUUUGUUAAAAAGAGAAAAAUGUAUCACAUAUGGUUAUAUGUACAGGGUACGUCUCGCCGUUAUCGCAUUGCCUCCUUGACGGCGAUCGUUUCUCGGAUAAUUUGAGAUCCCUGUAUAACGUAGUAUACGCAAAUUGACUUUUCUAGUCUAUCAUUUUAGUUUAAACACUCCGCAUAAUUGUUGUGCUCAUCGAUCUUUUUACAUUCUCCACCGUUACGACCGUUUAUUACGAUCGCAUGGUCGCGACGAUUGCGUAUCGCGAACGGCGAGGAUGAUUUGUACGUUUUCGACGUGGCUGUGCGUUUCGGUCUCUCUCGAUUAAAUUGUUAGCCACACGACGAUCAUCGACGAACGUAGAUAUCAUACAUACGUACGUACUUUCGUUGGUAGGUUCGUAGGUUGAAAACUUCGUUGUACGCCCUUUUCUAGACCCAAUCGAUUCUAACGAGUCUCGCGGGCAUUCAAUAUUUCUGCUGGCGAGGGUACGGCCAAUUUUUUUCGAUAUACCAAACGCAUACCAGUAUCGGCCGAUGCUUGCUUAUUAGCAAAAUUUAGCAAUUCUCUACCCCCUCCCCAAAACAUCCGCGAACAACUUUUUCUUUCGUCGUUGAUUUGUCGUGACACGCAGCGUACACGCUGAUGCUUACCGGAAAGGUAUUUUCGGUUCUUAUCAAUCCGACACUCUUUCCUUAGCGAUAGUUUCGCAAUCGAUAUUUGCCAUUCAAUCGUAUUCACCGAUAUUGAAGCCGCUGACAAGAGAUAUUGAUCGCCCCCGCGGACUCCUUGUAAGCGUUCAUAGCGUUGUAGGUGUACGUGUGCGAAGCAUCGAUUUUCUAAUGUAUCCGAUAUUGCGAGUCGUAUAUAGGCGUGCGAGCGUUGCGGGGGGCAUACGUCAGACUAGCCGAGUAGCGGAAGCCUGAGCGGCGAUUAUGGAUUAUCAAAAUCGAUUACAAUGAAACACCAAAGCUACCGUAGUUAGCUGUUACUUAAGUAUAAAACGAGAAAUAUAAUAUAGUACGAUUUAUAUAUACAUACAUGUAUGCAUAUACGUAAUUUAGGAUAAAUUCGCGUUUAAGCGCCCGGUCGUCGAACUCGGGAAAAAUUCAUUCAUUCUCAGAAAAUGCACGUCGUUUCGUCGAUACGCUCUAUACAAAAUACAUCGCGCGAUCACGAUCCACACGUACCCCUUUGUAGUAUCGCCCGUCACCGUUGGCGGUCCGCAUCAAGCCAGAAACUUGGGAUCGCCGUUGAUCGGUCGUCGUGAUCGCGAGACUCGUCGCGGGAUUUUCUCUUCCCGGAAGGAAUUAUCGUCGCCGAGCGACGGAUGGGACACGAGACACGAGGCACCUCGCCGGCGGUGGCUUUCACGGGAAUCGGAAAUGGAACUAUGGAACACGCGUGUUGCUAGGCUACGCCCUAUGGCGCGUGCGUUUCUAUAACGACUAAUCAACGACUUAAUAACGGCGAGAUCGCACAGCUUUUCCAUCGCGGUCGAGCGCGGGACAAUUAAGUUGAGUUUACGCUGAAUCUCUACAAGACACAGGGUCACGUAUGUACAUACAUAGAGGAUAAGGUCAUCGGAUCAAGAACGCUUAAAUGUUAAAAUCUUAUUAAAACUCAGGCAAGAGAUUCAAACAAAUUGCGCUCGGACAAGUCAAAACGAACAAAUAAGAAUGUUCGAGCUUUAAAUCCGAGUUCGGAGGUAAUGUUCGAGUUUGAAAUUAAUGGUCGAUCGGUUCGCAGAUUUUGCUGUUUGAUUAGCUCGGACAUCCAUUGCAAACAAAAAAAAUUAUUGUUUGUCCUAUUUUAAACAUACGAGAUUAGAUCCAAUGGAUCGAACAGUUCGAAUUGUUCGAUAUGAAAUGGUCUGAACGAUUUAAAAUCUUGAAAUUCGCGUGAUGUUCGAAUUAUUCAGUCGCACGAAAAUUCCAAGCGCUAAAUGUCUCCCUUGGAUUCGAAGACGCGAAGAAAUUUAUAAAAUACGAUUUAAAUGGCUCCGCGAAGGAUGACGAAUGCAGUUUCCCUUUCCUUUCCUUUUCUUCUUCUUUUUUCCUCGAUGAUCUCUCGUAAUCUCCUUUAUGAUCCUUUUAUAUUUCCCGUAUACUGUACUUAUAUAAAAAGAUGUUGCAUCUCGAGUCUGUGAUCGCACUCAGAAAACUAAGGAGUUAUCGCCAUCAAAUGUCAGGACCGAACUUGGAAUAAAAGCACAUAUACAUUGCCGGCCAUUAAUUUGCGAACGCUUACAGGAAGUUGUAAAAAAUAUAAGAAAAGAGGACGGCCGGUCUAUAUAUAGAAGCUUCUUUUAACGUCAAACCGUCUUUUUAAUCGCGUCGGAGUCGUUAAUUUGCGCGUGUCGUUAAUUUGCAUCAGAAGGAAAUUAUCCAACAUAAUUAUUUAAUAUAAAAUUAUUUAACGUAAUUAUUUAAAUAAAUUGCUUUUACGCCGGACGCUUCAAUAUUUCGUAAGCGUUGUCACAUUAAUGGCUCUUUUUUAAGAUCGGAGGGUAUAAUUAAAUUAAAAGAAGUAAUCUAGCAACAUUAAUGCCCGUGAUCAACGGUGCAAAACCGCUGCGAUUUUCUCGCCAUGAUAACUGUCGACGGAAGAUUUAUAUUCUUUAGGAUAUACGAGUGUGUCGUAUCUAUUUAGAGUGAUCAGCGCCGUCCUGCGACUUCGAAAUGUAAACGCAGAUUUGACCGAACAGGAUCGCGUUGAUCACUUCGGCUUGAAGAGAUAGCGACACACAUUUAUUUAUUAUAUAUAUCUUCCUAUGGUCUUUCGUCGAUGUAUAUUUAUAUACAUAUUGUAGCGUUAACCACGGAGAUAUGUAUAAUCAAAUACAUUUUUUGUGAAAUACCUACACCUUAAAUCUCUGCCAGCAUGUUGAUUGAUAUUCAAUGUGUCAUGCGCCGUAAAAUGUUAACGUAAAUCGAGAGCCGCGGGCACGCGAAUUUUUGAGAUAUCGAGCCGAACUUUUCUAGCAGACUUUUUGCUAUAUUUCCCAUCCUAUUUCCCAGACUAUAUUUCCCACACUUUUUCGGAAUUAAUUCAAUUGCAAACGCGCAGACAUCGGGACAAACUUCUCCCAUCGAGGCAUCUCCCUUUGCUUCUGUACGUAUCGCAAUAGAAGACUAAUACCUAUGCGCAUAAACUGUACAAACACGGGAUACCGUAUAUUUUUUAUAAAUUUUUGUUACCUUUUGCGAGGCACGAAGUAUAUUCGCAAAAACGUUUCUCUACGCAGAUUUCAUGUAAUAGCCGGCAAUUUUUGCUGAUUGCAAUCCGGUAUUAAACAGAAGAAAAGCACAAAAAUUCCUAAGAAAAUACUCAAAAAGCAUAAAAAUAAAAAUUAUUGCGCUAAUACCUAUAGAAAUAUUCAUGAACACGGAUACGUGAUUUUUAUUUGAAUAUAAUUCGCGCGUUGGUUGAUGUUUAACAGUUAUUAAAAAGAAACAUGCCUACGAAUUUUAAACUGAAAGAACAGGAUUCUACACAAAGCAGAAUUAAUUGAAAUCUAUUUGCCUCUAACUACAUGUAUACUAUACAUAAUAAAUUCUCGAAAUGAAUUGUGAAAUGUUCCUAAAAAGGUAAAACUUAAUUAUAUCAAGCGUUGGAUAUACGUUAAUGUCAAAUCAUUGAACAGAAUAGAAACGAAUAUAUAAAUUAUUUAGAAAUUAUUGGUUCUGUGUAAUGAAACUUUAUAUUUCGCACGAACUAACUAACAGGAUCUUCUAAGUUGAACUUAGAAGAUGAACACUAUUGACACCUCCAAGAAGUUAAAACACGACUAAAUUCCGUCGAGACUAAUACGAAGCAUAUAAUAAAUUAAUAUAUAAUUGAUUACAAAAUAACUUAAAGUCAAUACUCAAUUUGCAAAAAUGAUGUUUUUGGACAAUAGUCCUACUAUCUUUUUUUAAAACGCGCGUUAAAAUAAUGUCAUAUCGGUGGCUCGAUUGCGUGCAUUUUAAAUUUUAACAAAUAUGUUUAACAGGCACACCGUUAAUUGAUAUGCGGCGCUGAUUUUUAAUUUUGAGGGUACGUUUGGGAUCGACCUCCGACUGUCGAGUACCACGGGCGAUUGGACAAAGAAUGCGUAACAAAUCGAAUCAAUUACGAUAAUCCCAAAAGACGAGAGAAGAAAAAAUAUACGAGGAGGGGUGAGGCGGGGAGUGUAGCUGAACGGCAACCUAGUCAAUUUAUUAAGGUUUAGAGGACAUUAGGAGAUUUACCGUACGAUAUUGUAAAAAUUGCGUGGCUUUAAACUUAAAUAUUGUCGAGAAGGAUUACUAUUACUAGUCAUAUUAUCUCUCUCCUUCUAUCUCAAUCACUAAAUGAGGGACAUCAGUCUUAGCGAGCGCGAAGAUAGUCUUCAUCCCGUUACGUGCGCUUAACGGCGUUGUAAGCGUGAUAGUCACGGAAAUUGCGCGUAAAAUAGUCAACAAGAUCUAUCGGACGGAGGCCGUCGAUAUUCGAGUGAAUUAUUUCCACGUUCGAAUCUAUUUGCACUAAUUAUCACACCCUAAUUACUUUCUAAUUAAACAUGCAUAUAACAUAAUUAUAUAAUUUUAUGCAUCUAUAUGUUUCAUGCACUAUGACGGAGUUGUAUAAUUGUAAUUAUCUAAAUCUAUUUAAAUUAUUUAUAAAAAUUGUAAAAAAUUUGCGAAAAAUUUAGUGAACUAGUUUAGAGAAGAAUAAAAAGAAUUAAUAUUAUAAAUAAACUUUGAAUAUUGUUUAGAUCUUAACUCGUCCGAUUACAUUAUCUCCGGCGUUUUGUCUAGCAUCUGUCGUAAUUUUUAUUUACAUGAGAAAACAGAGCACGCAGAGACAAGUUGUCACGGACUAUUCGAGCGUAGAUUUACGUUUGAAGCUCGAAAUAUCGGCGCGGCUUCCAAAUACCAAUAUUGCUCGUGGAAAAAAAGGGUGUCACAGUUUAUUAAAAUAGUUAAUCACGUAAUAUCACUGGUUAUAUUAGAGACGAUACAAUUGUUGAGCUUGGAAGCACUUUUUUAUAGUGAAGUUAGAGUUACGAUCGAUUAGCGAGAUCCUCCCUCGCGGGCUCAGAUCUGUUACUCUUUAUAGUGAUAAUACAGAAUACGCAUUACUACAGUGUAAUUAUGCAGAAUGCAUUAAUUAUAUCUCAUACUGCCAAUCUGUAAAUCAUCAUACGUAGUUUCUAAUUAAUGACAUCGAUAGGUAAUUUCUAGGUAAAGAUCAUGGAUAGGGUAGGUAGGGGUUUCUUUCGGGACACUUUAACGAAUCGUCGAAAUCUCUUUGCGCGCGUAGCAUUUCUAUAUUUGAAGCAAAUUUCACUUUUUCAACAAUUUUUUUCUUUUACGGGGACAUUCGAAAAGUAUUUAAUUAGAUUGGAUCUUUUAGUAUAUUCUUCUUGCAACUGAUUAAAUAUUUUUUGUAAAAGAAGGAUGUGCCCCCCCCCUCCUUACAUCUCUAAAGUCCUCGUAAGCGCUUUGUAAAAAUUAUAGUCGUUCCAGUAAUUUGUAAAACUUACGCAAAGGCCAAUUAGAGAUUAUUAGAAAUUAUUCAUGAAAGUUACGAUCACGUUCACGCCAUAGUAAUUUGCGAAACAAUUAAAAAUUAUUUUAACCGCCAUUGUAAUAGUAAUAGAUUUUAUAGUAUGACACAAAAGAAAAAGUUAUUUGAGGGUUAUAGUUUCAACUUUAAUUUUAGAAACGAGGAGCAAACAUCAAAUUACGUCACGCACAAGGUUCAACAUUGAAUACCGAUGUAGCUUAAACUAUUUAUCACUUUUAUAUAACUCAUUUUAUAAAUAAUAAAAUGAGUUAUCGUACUAAAACUGGAGGAAUACUUUUAUCAUAUACAGCGUCAUUAUUCGCUUUUAUAAAGAUAAUUGAAAAUCAAUGGAAUCUAUUUAAUUUUAAUCGUUUUAAUAGAUUUCAUCUGAUAAGUGUCGUUGCAAAAAAUUUCAAUUAUAUGCAUAUGUAUGAAAUAAUCGAAAGUAUAUCAUUGUUUAUUAUACAUAUUCUUUUGUGCUAUUUAGCACAAAACUUUGCCGCUUAAAAUAGCAGUAAAAAUCAUUGUUACUAGAUUUGUCUAAUUCUUGCAAAGCGUUAGCGAAUUCGUCACGCAAAUCAAUUAGUCGUGUGACAGACGCACGCGACGUGCAAAUCACGACUGCAAAUUAAUUACUUUACUGGUGCUUCGAUAGUCUUUCUGAUUGUUCCGGUGCGUAAAAUCGUUUCGUUUUCAAUCAAAUCGUAACGAGUAGAGGCGAGAGUGGUGUUCCUGUGUUAUCAUUCUAAUUAUAUCUUAAGGUGAUUAGAUUUACUGAGACAAAAAGAGAUUGCAAUAAGCGAAAUAUCAUUGUAUUGUUAGCGAUUUUCCACACUGGGGUGGCAAUAUCAAUAAAUGUUCAAUAUAUCAAAUUAAAAAA